Cataglyphis hispanica is the source of this 2477-nucleotide messenger RNA. RefSeq names its product FK506-binding protein 2 (gene Fkbp14). The transcript has 4 exons. Gene Ontology annotation, molecular function: calcium ion binding; peptidyl-prolyl cis-trans isomerase activity. Bases 32 to 739 code for a protein of 235 amino acids. Lineage: Eukaryota; Metazoa; Arthropoda; Insecta; Hymenoptera; Formicidae. The record is from RefSeq and is a predicted model, not a curated record.
AAUUCAGUUGCUCACGAGCAUCCGUCGACUGAUGAACAUGGCCUCUUACACAUCGAACAGCGCGAGUGUCGUGCUCGCGAUGUGCCGUAACGCUCUUCUCCUCGUGGUGGCGAUCGUGGCCCUUAGCGGGGCCAAUCCCGAAAAUGGCCUGAAGGUGGACAAGAUGUACAUGCCUGAAAUAUGCGAUGUCAGAUCGAAAAAGGGCGACCAGCUGACCAUGCACUACACCGGCACGCUACAGGACGGCAGCAAGUUCGAUUCAAGCUUGGACAGGGAUCAACCAUUCACCUUCCAGCUGGGUGUUGGACAAGUCAUCAAAGGUUGGGACCAGGGUCUCUUGGACAUGUGCGUGGGUGAAAAGAGAAAGUUGACGAUACCACCCGAACUUGGAUAUGGCGAGAAGGGUGCCGGAAACGUUAUUCCUGGUGGUGCUACUCUUACAUUCGAGGUUGAGCUCAUGAACAUUAGCGACUCACCACCAACCGCUAACGUUUUCAAGGAGAUCGAUGCCGACAAAGACAACCAGCUGUCUCGCGAGGAGGUGAGAGUAAUGGUGAGCGAUUACUUGCGAAAACAGGUGAUAGAGGCGGAGCAAGCCGGUGGCGAAAAUGAGGAUGUGAAGAAAAUGCUGGCUGAUCAUGAUAAACUUGUUGAGGAGAUCUUUCAGCACGAAGACAAGGACAAGAAUGGCUUCAUUUCCCACGACGAGUUCAGUGGGCCGAAGCACGAUGAGCUCUGAAGUCUUUGUCUCGCAUUAUCGCGUCUCCGAGCGCCCGUUGUCGACGUCCUCGUCGCUCCUGUCAUCGAUGACGUCGUCGCGCCCCGCGCCACCACGUGUUCACCUCUGUAUAAAAAUCACCUCUUUGAGUCCCCUCUCGGGGAUUCCUGAAGGAUCCCCUUGAUCGAUCGCCUCGGGCACACGUGCUUGCAAAAACCAACCGAAUUUACCAACAAACUUUUCCAGCUCAGCAUCACUGACACACGCAAAAGGGAUGCGACCUUCGAGAAUCCCCGGCUUGUAGAGUCCUACUCCUUGAUUGCAGGAAACCUCCGGACGUAAGCGGACGAGAUCAGCAACAAAGCUGGAAAAUCCGUAAAUAGAUUUUAAAGCUUUGAAAGAGAUUUUAAGAAAUCUUCCGAAGCUUCUUGGGAGCUGCUCGAUGGCAUUCCAAAUCCAUAAUUUGAAGAUUUCUUGAUUUUUGAAUCCUCCGGACGUAUGAUCCUGAAUUGAGGAUAUGUUUGCACUCGUUUGAAAUAGGAAUUGCGAGUCCACCUUCUACGCACAGCAUUGCUUGAGAAAUCUACAGAGGAAAUCUCGACCGACUUUUUGGCAUAAUCGCCAUUUGAAUCUUUCUAAUUCUGGCACAACUUAUUAGGAACAUCUGCAAGUUUUUUACCGUUACUUAAUAAUGUUUCGUAGAUUUCAUGGUAUUUAUCAUAAAAGUCAAAAUUUUAUUUUUAACAUUUUGAUAGUAAUAAGAAUUUACAAGUUGCAAAUGGUAUUAUAUAAUUUAUUUUCAACAAAAUUACGAUUUUUUAUAAUAUUGAUCGCAUUCAUAAGUUAUUUAAAAUAAUAAAACUUGUGAAUUAUAUCAAUUCUUAUCAAAUAAAAUUACUAGCAGUGAAAAAUAAAAUACACGUCAUCCGCUAAAUCGUAAACAAUAUAAUAUACGUAUAUAAUAUGUAUUAAAUCAAAUAUAAUCGAUAAAAUAAUUUUUUAAAUUAUUGGUUAAGAUUUGAUCUUUUUUUCUUUGUUUUUGUUAUAUUCUGUUCUAACAUCUUGCUUCAUGAACAUUCAUGAUAAAAUUAUCGCGGAUAUUCCUUGAUAAGCGACAUUCCGGCGCAAAACGACGCUAUUGUACAUUUUAAUACGAUAUUACAACAAAAUAAACGAAAAAUAUACGAAUGUCUGCUCGAGUGUUUGUGUCGUAGCGUGAAGUGAAAGGCUGUGUGUGUUCCGCGCUAUAUGUAUUAUAUAUAAAUAUAAAGAGAAAGAAAGAAAGAUUGUGAUGACAGAACGAGAAAAGGUAUGAUGAAGAAAGUGUUUUUUCUACAUGAUUAUAAAUGUUAGAAUAAUUCAAAGGCAUCGACAUAUGGUGCUAAAAAUCACACAUACAUUCUAUCCUACUCUCUCAAAGCUUCCACCAACUCCCCUAUUCUCCCCCUCCCCCCUAUUCCGUGCCCCACAAUCACUAUAAUCUCAGCCAAAAAUGAUUCCUUGCUCGAGAAUUGCUCGCGCAAUAUUCACGUUAGGAGACGAGAAGAGGAUGACGAAGAAGAUGAGGAGAAGAAAACAUCCCGAGGAUGCGCAGUGGAGAUAAAUGUGGUCGCUCUUUCGCGAGCCUCCCCCUAUCGUCGCGCUAUCAUUAUUACAUUUUAACUGAUACGUUUUUUAUUACUACAUUAUAUUGUAUGUUGUUAAAGUUGGAUGAAGGUUAAUAAUAAAUCAUGUGUCUCGAGCACAGUUUGUUAUGUAA